Messenger RNA from Echinococcus granulosus, 3945 nucleotides. Its product is annotated as Regulator of G-protein signaling 6. Gene Ontology annotation, biological process: regulation of G protein-coupled receptor signaling pathway; intracellular signal transduction. Lineage: Eukaryota; Metazoa; Platyhelminthes; Cestoda; Cyclophyllidea; Taeniidae. The transcript has 22 exons. The record is from RefSeq and is a predicted model, not a curated record. The coding region runs from base 1 to 3945 and encodes 1314 amino acids.
AUGUCAAUCGAGGAUGGCUUUGCGACGUUUGCAAAAAUGGGGUUGCAUGAUGAAAUUAGAAAAAUUGAGGAUCUGAUUAAAGCCAUACAUGAAACGGAUACCGGCAUCAGCUUUAAGCCUCAAAAAGUUUUCCUCACAUCUAUUCCUGCUGCCGUUUCCGGUGACAGCCUGAUAGCCUGGAUUAAGCUUUAUCUAAAAAUCGAUGAUCCACAGGAGGCGGCUCAUAUCGCUAAUAUCUUGUUGCUGUACGGAUACGUUUAUCCACUAACGGAUCAUGAAUCAUAUACGGUCAAAGAUGACCCGACUGCUCUCUACCGAUUUCAGGCGCCUUAUUAUUGGAUAUCGAAGGUUCCAAAGUUUGAUCAAAUGGACUAUGCAAUAUAUUUAGUCAGAUGCACAUUGCGUAAACGUCAAAGAUAUGGACUGGAAGACUAUGAACAGAGAGCUUUACAUCGUUUGCAAAUUGUCCUUGCCCGAAAGUGGGAUUUUAUUUGUAUGCAGGCAGCAGAUCAAGAGAGACUUCAUAGGGAUCGCCGCAAGAUUGAUCAAAUCGAGCGGGCAUUUUGGCGUGUUCACAGACCGCCACCAAGCAGACUUAGCUGCUUUGAAGAACGGCUUCCACGUAAUGAGCAUAUGAUCCGACGACCGUUGACGUGGAGACAAGCCUACGUCAGCAUUUCGUCAGAAAAGGAUAGGAAGUUUCAGCUGCGUUCAUUGGAGCCUCGCACUUUGCCAAAACCGCGAGCUCCACUAUCUCCCCGGCAGCCGCCACCGCAAGCCCUACCCCACUCCCACCUGUGUUUGAGCGCCAAGAAGUCCAUAGAAAACCUUCUCUAUUUUGCUGCCAAUCGAAGUUCCUAUGACUGGUUUUUGGGCGAAGUUGGUGGGGGUGGUGCUGGCAGUGGUUCUUGCUCCUUCCAUGCUGCAUCUCCGUGGCUGAGCCAGCCGAGUAACAUAGAGACCUCACCAUGUAUGCCGCUGAUUGGACUACCUACGUGUGAUUCACUCCUUACCUCUACACCUCUGGGUUCUUGUUUGAGCACUGACCCUCAGGCUGAACCCUGUACUGAGCCUCUUGAUGAUCCAUCCAUUCCAUUCCCUACUAUUAAUCAGGUACGACUGUGGGCGACCAGCUUUGACAAUCUCCUCUGGGAUCCUAGCGGUUGCCAGGCCUUCAAAGCCUUUCUGGAGAAGGAGUUCAGCUCGGAGAACCUGCGAUUCUGGCUCAGUGUGAACGCGUACCAAUUCACUCCCGUAUCAAACCUCAAAGUAGCCGGUCAGCGUAUUUACGAUGAAUUUCUUGGGCCUAAUGCACCCUCUGAAAUCAACAUUGACUGCAGCACCCGAGCUAACACUACCAAGGCCGUUAAGAAUCCGUCAUGGUACGUUUUUAUGGAUGCCCAACAGCAGAUAUAUAAGCUCAUGAAAUCGGAUUCUUACGCGCGAUUUCUGCGCUCCAACGACUACUCAGCGGUGCUGCGGAGAGUCCUCGCUGGCAACAGUCACCGCGGCCUCACAGAAUCUAUAAUUGCUGCCAGUUUAGCUAUUGUUGGUGCCUCAGUUCUUCAUCUCGACAGUCACGAUUUCUAUGGGGGCUAUAUGACGUCUUUCCGGUUCUCCGAUUUACUCAGAGAGUUUGACAAGUGGUCUGCUUCUCCCGCGACUAAUAGUGGUGGUGUAGCGCAAUCAGCUUCCACAGAACUCAAUCUUUCUACUCUAAACAAUCCUCUGAUUCGGAACUGCUUUUCGAGUUUCCUCAUUCCAGAUGUCGAAAAACUGGUGUCUCAAACAUCAGAUGAAACACAAGCUCUUCUUGCUGAAACACUCUCGUCAACUGAAGAUGUCGCCGAAAAUUCGAUGGUGCCAAAACCACCCCCUCAAGAGUCGGAACAGAUUCUGCCCUCACCGACAUCCUCAAAGGUGGCUCCACUUCCUGUGAACGCUCCAACUCCCAUUUGGACUAAAAGCACCCUGAUUGAAGGUCUUAGAAAAGCAGAUUUUGACGUCUUACCACGUCUAGUUUUUGCCGACAGUCCAAUGGUACAGGCACUGAUACGCUCCGAUGUCACCCGAUAUCUGGAGUUCCGUUCUGUCAAUCGACUUCUCUUCUUUAAUCCCGACGGAGCAGAUGAUCGAGGGACCACCACAAUUGCGGCUUCACCCACUGGAAGUACUGAAUCAUCGAGUCUUCGGUCGCAUUCUAAUCCUCCUCUUCUUGUCAAAGUGCCUGUAUCGCGUGGGGAGGUUUUCCAGACUCGAAUCCUCUCCCUUACCCAAAAACGCAUGUUGGUUAGCUUUCUGGAGUGGUGUGCAGUUGUUACUGCCCCUAAUUUAGCACAAUCCACGGGAAACGGAGCGACUUCUGCAGUUCGGAACCUCAACUUCUCUCUCAAUCCUGAUGAUGCAGGUGCCUACCUCGAUCGUCCACUAGUGGAGUACCUUCAAAGCAAGCGCAACUUGGAUGCCUUCAUUUCUCGCGUUGUGGUGAAUUGCCUUGCCCUCGCCGACAGCGCAAUCACCCUACGAAACGCUCUUCCCCGGUUUGGGCGUCUCAUUGCCUCAAUGAAUCGUGUAGGUCCCUUCCCUCUGCUCUGGCCCCUCUUCGGCUGUGGGGAGUUGCCUCAGUCUUUCUGCAGAACUGUAACUGCGGUUAGACGCAAUUUGAACAACCAUGCUCGGCGCUACCAUCUCAGUCUUUCCACCGGUGAGGAGGUGUCCACUUCCUGCCUUCUUAUUGGUGCAGAGCAGGCGCCGAGUGAUUGGCUGACGCCACAGAUCAGCCGGUGGAUUGCACGGUCGAUUUUAGUGACGGAAGGCUCGCUUUUUCCAUCUGGCCAUGAGCCUCAUGAUAUUACACUGAUGCCGCUACCACUCCCAACACUAAACUCCACUGAACCAGCUUUCCUUCUAGAAAUCCCGGUUGAAAAAUCAGGCGGCAAGGUGGAGUUAUACAUAGUCCAUCUCACUGCCUUCUCCGACAGUUGUGUCGACGCGGCCGAGAUUUUUGCGUCUUCGAUCAGUCUCCUCUACUCCACUGAUACAGAAACACCUGGAAAACCCCGCAUCCUGUGGAACUGCUUCUUCACCUUGCCUGAUCUUUCCAACGUAGCCUGUCGAACCCUCGGAUAUGACUACGGACUCGGUGAGGAGGGGGUUUUCGUAGUUCCUGGUCUCGAUGCCUCCAUGUUCAUGGACAAAGCUGCGUCAACCAUAUUCUACGACGUCUUCUCGUUGGUGCGGCGCAGAGCAACACCGGCUGAAGGCGUUUCACAGGACGGUGAAAUCGCAACCGCUGUUUCUGCGUCCGUAGUGUCACUGGAGCAACAUUGGGACGGUGCCUUUCCUCCCCAACCACCUCGACCCGAGGAACUUGUUUUUGUCGAGGAGCAGACGCCGGCUGCUGCCAUCGCUACUGACUCGCCCUCCACUACUAUUACUGCCGCCACCUCGGAUACACCGACACCCACUUCCGCUCACCCAAACGUCGCGCCUAGUGGCCAUGGUGAUUGGAGCGUUGAUACGAUAGACAACACUACCACUAAGAUGCAGUGGAGGUUUUUAUCUCUCUACUCGGCACUCUUGCUUCUCAUCGCAUCACCUCUGUUGAGGCCGUCCGCGGUGGCUUUGGCGACAACGGUGGAUCUGGAUCUCCAUGCGCAACUUCUCUCCGAGGAACUAGCUUGUGAUUUCGAUAACAUUACCUACUGCGGUCUGCACAACAAUGGUGGUUGGAGUUUUAAACAGAGCCUUCUGGAGCUUGUGCAACAACUCACUAAUGCUAAAGAGGCCACGCGUUCGAAGCAAAUGUCUUUAAACCACGCUCGGUUUCGUACUAAGUAUGCUAAAUAUUACCGCAGCGUCAUGCAUUUAUGCGCUCUCACUGGUGUCCUUAGUCCUCGCGGUGAUGAUGACGACGAUGAACUAUUCCAUAAACAAAACGGUUAA